UUUUGCGUGGCGUUUGAUUUUUAGAUAGAGUGACUGAUAGACAAGCGUUUUUCUGAUUUUACCAUAAUUGUGGCUUCGAAAAGAUUAUGAUGUUGGAAAUCAUCUAAUCAACGAUUCUAUCUGAGUCAAAAUGGUAAACGCGCUGCUGAAGUCGUGAAUAUCGUGCGUGCACUUUCCGUAAUUUGAGUUUUCUUCGGAUUUUUCAUUUUUGAAUUUGCCUAAUUUGACCUGAUUUCUGCUCGUCCGAUGGGCUUCUGACGAACAGCAUGUGUCGUACAGUUCUCUCUGCCUUAUCUUAUCAGCGCCCUUGAGUCCUCCUGAUUACACUGCACUGCUUGACAAUCAGGCCAACUGGGGCAUGCGAGUGUCUGGUGAGAAAGUCGCGUUGAUGCUGCGAGAUUCAGGAACCUUGAUCAUUUAGCUCCACAUUCACGGAUUUUCCGAUAGUUUAGUUUUAUUUUCCCUCGUAUCUUUUCCCGAAAAUGAUGCCAUCCGACCCAUUAUUAUCCCCUGCUAAUCCCGAGGAGCGUCCGCGGUACGAGAACUUCUUCUCCGUAUCGCGCGACAAGAAGAUCAUUCUGGCGACGUUAUGCUUGGGGAAUUUCUUCACAUCGACUUUCUAUGCGUGCAUCGCCGUGUUUUUUCCCUCCUUUGCGCACGAGAAGGGGGCGACGGAGAGCGAUGUGGGAUUGAUUUUCGGGAUUAUGCAGCUGGUCAUCUUCGUCUUCUCCUUCGUCUGGGGUUUGACGAUCCACAACAUCGGGACCAAGUUCAUGUACGUGUCGGGCAUCAUGGUGGCCGGGAGUGCGGCGGCGCUGAUGGGCGUGCUGGAGUACUGUCCCUCCUCCAGCUUCGUCGCCAUGUGCUUCCUCACCCGUCUCGUCGAGGGACUGGGCGCUUCCGCCGUUGUCACGUCCAGUUUCACGGUGAUCGCGGACGAAUUCCCCAACUCGGUGUCGACCAUGUUCGGGACGUGCGAGACCUUCAGCGGACUGGGCUUCAUGCUGGGCCCGGUGAUCGGCGGUAGUUUGUUCCAUCUGGGUGGCUUUAAGACGCCCUUCCUGGUGCUGGGUGGCGUGGUGAUACUGUGCGGAUUAUUGGCGCUGAAGACGCUGCCGCUGAACAAAACCAGCCGCGGCCGCGACUACGGCACCUUCAAGAAUUAUAUCAAAAUCCCCGCCGUGCUGGUGACGCUCUUGGCGGUGUUCACCAUCACCUGCGGGAUGGGAUUCAUCGAUGCAUCCUUUUCCAAUCAUCUCAGACAGUUCGUCCCGCAGCAGAUCCUGCUGAGUCUGGUGUUCAUGAUCCCGACAGCGGUGUACUUCUUCUCGGCGCCCCUGAUCGGCUACGCUCUAGACCGUUUCGGGCGGGCCUGGGAGUUCAUCCUGGCGGGUGGCGUCUUCUCGGUGGUGGCCUACUUACUCAUGGGCCCCUCGCCCAUCUUCCCGGCCGAUCUGCACCGUCUCUGGCUGAUCAUCAUCGGUAACGUGUGCAUGGGCUUCGGCGUCGGUAUGCAGCUGAUUCCGCCCUUUGGCAAAAAUCUACAAACAGCCAUAGAGCAUGGAUUUCCGGAGACUAUUGACACAUACGGCAUGGUGUCGGGCAGCCUGAAUUCCGCAGUAUCCUUAGGGGCGUUUCUUGGUCCGACGAUCGGGGGUGCAUUCUACGAUGAUGUCGGUUUCGAGUGGACGCUGAGUGGCUUCGCGAUACUGCAGAUCUGCGUGACGUUGAUAACGGGGAUUUUAUUCCUGUGGCUGCGCUACCGACGGCGCUCCGACUCCAUGGGCUACUCGUCGUACAUGGGACGCCCGCGGGUGGCCUCCGCCGCCGAGGAGGAUGAGCCGUUUAUUUUGCGGGCGUGAAAGGGAUUUGGGCGUGGAUAUCUGCUGCCUGUACAUGCGCUGCUUUCUCAUUCUGUACCAUGCUGUAAAGACGAAGUAGGUGGAUGUCUUGGUCUUUUUUUCCUAUUAAUUCAACCCGAAUUUCUCCCUGGUUUCCUUUGAUCUGCUGUAUCCAAAGCGUUUCAGAGCGUUUCAGAGCGUUAUGUUGCUGGCGUUUCAGAGCGUUAUGUUUUGUUUGAUAGUUUUUUAGAGACGUUUUUAUUUAUUUUCUUUGAUAUUCUUUAACGCGGAAACAACUUCGGGAUUUUUUGCGAUCGUCAGUAAAAUGUUACGAUUUUAAUUUCAUCCGUUUCGCUUAUUUGUGAUU
Paramacrobiotus metropolitanus is the source of this 2208-nucleotide messenger RNA. Its product is annotated as MFS-type transporter SLC18B1-like. Gene Ontology annotation, molecular function: transmembrane transporter activity. The record is from RefSeq and is a predicted model, not a curated record. The transcript has 9 exons. The coding region runs from base 483 to 1862 and encodes 459 amino acids. NCBI's taxonomy places the organism in Eukaryota, Metazoa, Tardigrada, Eutardigrada, Parachela, Macrobiotidae. Gene Ontology annotation, biological process: transmembrane transport.